UCUUAAGACAGGAUGAAUUGUUAAGUUAGCGCUGUUUGGAUGUGCUAUUUUGCACUCAGGACAUUGUCACCGAAGCUCUAGCCACUUCUGUCUGAGAGAGAAGACAAUGUAUCCUUGGCUCAGGUAGAGCGGCCCCUGGCAAACUGAGGUUCACAACCUCUGACAGGAAAGGCCAACAGGAGGUGUUCCCAGACGGGCCUGGUCCCUCAAGGGUGCGGCGCGGGGGAUUGUGGGAAUUGUAGUUUUUCUUGCUCCAUUUCAGCUCCAUGAACUACACUUCCCAAAAUGCAAAUGUAACCAGACAGUCCCACUGUCGGGUGUGAAGUGUCCCUUGAGCUGUGGAAGAAUGAGGAUGAGCCUUGGGUUGGCUUUCAGGUCAGCAAAAGGCCGUUGGGUUGAGAACGUCAGCCGGCAGUGUUCCCGUGGAUCCAUUGUGUCAUUUGUGCCACCAAGUCCUCCGUUGGACCCUGAGAAGGUCAAAGAGUUACAACGCUUCAUCACCCUUUCCAAGAGACUCUUCGUGAUGACUGGGGCGGGAAUCUCUACCGAGUCGGGGAUCCCAGACUACAGGUCAGAAAAUGUGGGACUUUAUGCACGCACUGACCGGAAGCCCAUCCAACACAGGGAUUUCGUGCAGAGUGCUCCAAUCCGCCAGCGGUACUGGGCGCGGAACUUUGUGGGCUGGCCUCAGUUCUCGUCCCACCAGCCUAACCCUGCACACUGGGCUUUGAGCAACUGGGAGAAACUCGGAAAGCUGUACUGGUUGACGACCCAAAAUGUGGAUGCCUUGCACACCAAAGCUGGGAGUCGGCGCCUGACUGAGCUCCAUGGCUGCAUGCACAGGGUCCUCUGCUUGGACUGUGGCGAGCAGACUCCCCGGGGGACGCUGCAGGAGCGCCUCCAAGUCCUGAACCCCACCUGGAGUGCUGAGGCCCAUGGUGUGGCUCCUGAUGGCGACGUCUUUCUCUCGGAGGAGCAGGUCCGGAGCUUUCAGGUGCCAUCCUGUGUGCGAUGUGGAGGCCCUCUGAAGCCGGAUGUCGUUUUCUUUGGGGAUACGGUGAACCGUGACAAGGUUGAUUUUGUGCACAAGCGUGUCAAAGAAGCUGACUCCCUCUUGGUUGUGGGAUCAUCCUUGCAGGUGUACUCUAGCUACAGGUUUAUCCUCACUGCCCGGGAAAAGAAGCUGCCGAUUGCAAUACUGAAUAUCGGGCCCACACGGUCGGAUGACCUGGCGUGUCUGAAACUGAAUUCUCGUUGUGGAGAGUUGCUGCCUUUAAUAGAUCCACACUGACCACAGCCUGGUGUUCCUGAGCCAGUAACAGGGACUUCCACUGGAGCCCUGCUGCUAAAGAUCCCUAAGGAUUCAUCCCUUUUUCCUCAAACUAAUCGAAGCUCACUGAGUGCAGCCCAGAGAGGGCAGCAAACCAACAUCUCUCUGCCAGCCAUCUCUGACCUGGGCAGGUUCCAGAACCCAGUUGAGGUCAUCAGGCUGAUGAGAUUUGCCCUUGAAAAAAGAUCUUUUCAAAGAAGCAGCUGCUCUUGAUACCAAAAGUGUAUUCACAUCCUUUUUUAUCUCACCUGGCAGAAGAAAUGGCCUGGGAAACAU
Microcebus murinus (gray mouse lemur) is the source of this 1606-nucleotide messenger RNA. It is a transcript of the gene SIRT4, whose product is annotated as sirtuin 4. Gene Ontology annotation, cellular component: mitochondrial matrix. The record is from RefSeq and is a predicted model, not a curated record. Lineage: Eukaryota; Metazoa; Chordata; Mammalia; Primates; Cheirogaleidae. Gene Ontology annotation, molecular function: NAD+ binding; histone deacetylase activity, NAD-dependent.